AGAUGAAUAAUACACAGCGAGAAAUGACAAAUAGUCGAAGUGAUGAAAGAUUUAACAUGUGGGAGAACUGAAAGCAAAAUGGGUUUCAUCUCUUGACUGUGACGCUGCUGCUGGAGCCGAUUAAACGGGAACAGCGCGCGAUUCCCUCCCCUCCGGUCGUGAUGCAGUGAACCUGCUCUGCGCAGAACCACUCUCGCUGUAUAAAAACGGCUGCACUUCCACAGACGGAUUACAACAACAAGGGGACACAAGCGCGAAGUCACUGCGGCUCGUCAACCCAAACUAAAAAUCACAAACCCAAGCACAGACGCCGACAUGCAGGCCGCGGGGAACGGAAUCUGGUGGAGACUUUUUCUGUUUUCGAGCCUGCUUUUGGAAAGUUCGUCUCAAGACUUUGGCGGACAGACGCAGUUCAUCUGCACGUCCGUACCCAAGGAUAUGGACAUAUGCGCAGCCACCUUGCAGAACAGCGUGCCAGGGGAGGACUUGAAGACCACUGUCAUGCAGCUGCGGGAGACGGUUUUGCAGCAGAAAGAGACCAUCAUGAACCAAAAAGAGACCAUCAGAGAACUGACCUCAAAGUUGGCUCGGUGCGAGAGCCAGAGCGGCGCGGAGCCCGGGGACGCGCGGCCCGGGGGCAGGAGGAAAGAAGCUGGGACCAAAAACACAAUGGGGGAUGUAUCGAGGGGCCCCGCUGACACUUUGACGCAACUGUCACAGACUUUACAGUCGCUGAAGCAGAGAUUAGAAAACCUAGAGCAAUUCAGCAGAAGUAACAACUCGGUGCAGGCGAACAGCCUCAAAGACCUGCUCCAAAGUAAAAUCGACGACUUGGAGAAGCAGGUGUUGUCCCGAGUGAACAGCAUCGAGGAGGGGAAGCCCGGACUCCGCAACGAGACGGAGCAGCGUGGGAGAGUUGAGUCCACCCUCACAUCUCUACACCAGAGGAUCACCGACCUGGAGAAAGGUCAAAGAGAAAACAGGCCUCUGGAUAAAUUCCAGCUCACGUUCCCGCUGAGAACCAACUACAUGUACGCAAAGGUGAAGAAGAGUUUGCCAGAGAUGUACGCCCUCACCGUGUGCAUGUGGCUCAAAUCCAACGCCUCCCCAGGGGUGGGCACACCUUUCUCCUAUGCAGUUCCUGGUCAAGCUAACGAGCUGGUCCUCAUAGAGUGGGGAAACAACCCAAUGGAGAUACUGAUAAAUGACAAGGUUGCAAAGCUGCCUUUCCUUAUCAACGAUGGGAAGUGGCAUCAUAUCUGCGUAACCUGGACUACCCGUGAUGGUGUUUGGGAAGCUUUCCAAGAUGGAGUCAAGAGGGGGAGUGGAGAGAAUCUGGCUCCAUAUCAUCCUAUCAAACCACAGGGCCUGCUCAUCCUCGGUCAAGAGCAGGACACGCUCGGAGGAGGAUUUGAUGCCACACAAGCGUUUGUGGGAGACCUCGCAAAUUUUCACAUCUGGGACCGGAAACUAUCUGUCGGAGAGAUAUACAAUCUAGCGACUUGCAGCAGCAAAGCGCAGGUGGGCAACGUUUUUGCAUGGAUGGAGACGAGCCUGGACAUUUACGGAGGUGCCUCAAAGUGGACAUUUGAAGCUUGUCGCCAGCUCAACUGAACUGCAGGGAAGAAAAGAUCAAUGCAUUUGUUAAAGCCACUCUGUUUGUCACGGCAUUGGUAAACUGAUUUGAAAGAUCAGGAGGCGAUUAUAUCAAUGAAUAGCAUCUGGAUUUGUUAUAGAUAUUCGAAAACAUCAUUUGUGGACACUUGAUAGAUUUUUACCAGAUUCUCAUGUGGGGGACAGGUCACUGGAAACGGACACUUUGGCAUCUUGCGGUUCUCAAAUGCACAUCAGGCCUACUUGUGGGUUCAUUUGAAAAGGCAGCUGAUGCCGCUCCAGAGAGCUCUCGGAGACCAAAAUGACAGGCCAGCGAAGGUACAGUAGGAGGUCAUGUAGUUUUUAGCGAACUGAUGUCACGCAAUUCAACAAAAUUGACUGACUUCUUCAAACGUCUUUUCUGUCUCGACUGCCAGGGAUUUUCACUGUGAAAAAGGACAAAGUGGACUUCUUUAAACGGACUGUGUUCUUCAAGAGGUUGUGAAAUAGACAACAUAGAUUCUCUCUCACUAUUCUUUCUCUACCACCACCUGCUUGACGUGAUUUUGUGUAAAGAAUGACAUAUUUAUUGCCAACAUUUGAGCCUGAGUGCCUUGGGCUGUUGAAAAAAAGAUCUCAGCACAUUCAUUAUGAUUUGCAGAGUGUUUAUGUUUAUUUUAUUGUGAAUUAAUUUCAAUUUCAAAAGGUGUUUCUCGUAACACUCUGAAUGAGGCUGGAUCAGAUGGUUUAUCGUAAAAUGCAAUUCAUUGAUGAUAAUGACGCAUUUUGCAGAUGUUUGUACUUCAAUGGGAAUGUUCUCUGUACAGUAACAGCAUGUCUUAACUUCUGUAAAUGCUGCGUCAGCAUCUAUGAUCUUUGCUUUUACUAUCCUACUUUUGGGUUGAGAUUUUAUACUGUAUUGUUAUAUGCUUAAAGCAUGGCAACACCGACAGAUAAAAAAAGUUCUAGUUUUUGUAAUAAAUUGUGAUACUUGAAUCAUAAAAAAGGUGUAAACUUUUUUUAUUUGAGAAAUUUGAAUCUUUGCACACGCUUUAUGACAUACAGAUCUAAUGAAAUACAAGGUGUCAAUUGAACUACAUUGGGGCGCUGCAAUUAAAGGUCUAAAUCUGA
Messenger RNA from Dicentrarchus labrax (European seabass), 2724 nucleotides. It is a transcript of the gene nptx1l, whose product is annotated as neuronal pentraxin 1 like. The transcript is spliced from 5 exons. The record is from RefSeq and is a predicted model, not a curated record. Bases 316 to 1614 code for a protein of 432 amino acids. NCBI's taxonomy places the organism in Eukaryota, Metazoa, Chordata, Actinopteri, Moronidae.